UUCACAAACACGCUCUUUUGACAAACAUGGCCACCGUUGCGACAGCUAUAAGCAACCUGGGACAGAACAUCUCUUCGUUCGAGAGCCCAGUGUUACACUCACUUCAGGAAUCCCUUACAUUAGAGGGAAUUGUUGAUUUUAUCAAGACUUUAUCAUGGUGGAAAGUUUUAUUUACAUUCGUUGCUGUUGGGUUAGUUUAUGAUCAAGUUGCCUACCAAUGGAGAAAAGGUUCUAUUGCUGGUCCUCGUUUCAAAGUCUGGCCUAUUAUUGGUCCAUUUUUGGAAAGUUUAGAUCCAAAAUUUGAAGAAUAUAAGGCAAAAUGGGAUUCUGGUCCAUUAUCUUGUGUUUCUAUUUUCCAUAAAUUCGUUGUCAUUGCAAGUUCAAGGGAUUUGGCUAGAAAGAUUUUCCAAAGUCCAGCUUAUGUUAAACCUUGUGUUGUUGAUGUCGCUGUUAAGAUUUUGAGACCUGAAAAUUGGGUUUUCCUUGAUGGUAAAGCUCAUGUUGAUUAUAGAAAAUCUUUGAAUGGGUUAUUCACAAAGCAAGCUUUAAGUACUUAUUUACCAACUCAAGAAGUUGUUAUGGAUAAAUAUUUGAAACAUUUUAAUGACAUUUCAAAAGAUGGUCCACAAGUGUUUUUCCAUGAAUUGAGAGAAAUGAUGUGUGGGUUAUCAUUAAAAGCUUUUUGUGGUGAUUAUAUUACUGAAGAUCAAAUUAAAAAAGUUGCUGAUGAUUAUUAUUUAGUUACCGCUGCUUUAGAAUUGGUUAAUUUCCCAGUCAUUAUCCCAUUUACUAAAACUUGGUAUGGUAAGAAAACUGCUGAUAUGACUAUGAAAAUUUUCGCUGAAUGUGCUGCUGAAGCAAAGAAAUAUAUCAAGAAUGGUGGUAAACCAACUUGUGUUAUGGAUGCUUGGAUUAAUUUGAUGGAGGAAGCUAAAAAGGGUAAAUCUGAUAAUCCAGAUGCUAAAUUAUUACACAGAGAAUUCAGUAAUAAAGAAAUUUCAGAAGCUAUUUUCACAUUUUUAUUUGCCUCACAAGAUGCUUCAUCUUCAUUAGCUUGUUGGUUAUUCCAAAUUGUUGCUGAUAGACCAGAUGUUGCUGAAAAGAUUAGAAAAGAACAAUUGGAGGUUCGUAAUAAUGAUCCAAAUGCUCCAUUAACUUCAGAAAUGAUUGAUAAGAUGACUUAUACCAACAUGGUUGUUAGAGAAACUUUACGUUAUAGACCUCCAGUCAUUAUGGUUCCAUAUGUUGUUAAGAAAUCUUUCCCAGUUAAUGAAACUUAUUCCGCUCCAAAAGGUUCCAUGGUUAUUCCAACUUUAUACCCUGCAUUACAUGAUCCAGAAGUUUAUGAAGAUCCAGAAGAAUUCAUUCCAGAACGUUGGGUUGAAGGUUCUAAAGCUUCAGAAGCUAAAAAGAAUUGGUUAGUCUUUGGUACUGGUCCUCAUGUUUGUUUAGGUCAAACUUAUGUCUUUAUGACAUUUACUGCAUUAUUGGGUAAAGCUAUUUUAUUCAACGACUUGGAACAUAAAGUCACUCCAUUAUCUGAAGUUAUCAAGGUCUUUGCCACUAUUUUCCCAAAAGAUGAUUUAUUAUUAGCAUUCAACAAAAGAGAUCCAUUUACUCCAGUUCAAACUGCUGUUUCUCAUUAAUGAAAUUAUGCUUAAUCAGAUUGGAAAUUUUGGUUAGUUGUUAAUUUUUUUUGUACAUUUACUAUUCUGUAUAACACAUUUUUUUUUCACAGACAUACACUUAUAUACUCUUUUUUCUACAACAUCAUUUAUUUAUAAACAUUUUAUGGUCUGGUACGUCUUGG
Hansenula anomala is the source of this 1810-nucleotide messenger RNA. It is a transcript of the gene ERG5, whose product is annotated as C-22 sterol desaturase. Gene Ontology annotation, molecular function: oxidoreductase activity, acting on paired donors, with incorporation or reduction of molecular oxygen; monooxygenase activity; iron ion binding. Gene Ontology annotation, biological process: sterol metabolic process. The transcript has a single exon. NCBI's taxonomy places the organism in Eukaryota, Fungi, Ascomycota, Saccharomycetes, Phaffomycetales, Wickerhamomycetaceae. The coding region runs from base 27 to 1646 and encodes 539 amino acids. The record is from RefSeq and is a predicted model, not a curated record.